AUGACAGAAACUAGAUCAUCCAUUAAAGCCUUGAAGAAUCAGAUGGGGCAAUUGGCGACACAAAUAGCUACCCACCCUGAAGGAAACUUGCCUAGCACAACAAAGGUGAACCCAAAAGAAAACUGUAAGGCAAUCACCUUGAGAAGUGGGAAGAAGUAUGAAGGGCCUGAUGAGAGACAACCAGUGGAAGAAGAGGUUCAAGAUCAACCGGCACCGACACCAGCAAAAAAGAAAAAUACUGAGGGUCUUGCACCAAAGGAAGCUUCUCCACCAGUCAGCAUAGACCACCAUGUAAAGAUCCCUUAUCCGCAGAGGCUCCAAAAGACCAACCUAGACAAGUUGUUUUUGAAAUUUCUAGAGGUAUUUAAAAAGCUGCACAUCAACAUCCCCUUUGCAGAAGCCUUGGAACAAAUGCCAAGCUAUGUGAAAUUCAUGAAAGAAAUCCUGUCCAAAAAGAGAAAAAUGGAGGACUAUGAAAUAGUGGCAUUGACCGAGAGGUGUAGUGCGAUAUUGCAGAAGAAACUUCCUCCCAAACUCAGAGAUCUUGGGAGUUUCACCAUACCUUGUACUAUCAAGAGAAUAGAGGGGAUAAAUGCAUUGUGUGAUUUGGGAGCAAGAAUCAAUUUGAUGCCUAUGUCAGUUUUUAGAAAAUUACAGUUGGGAGAAGCAAAGCCUACUACAGUGACCUUGUAA
This is a messenger RNA of Cannabis sativa, 693 nucleotides long. RefSeq lists its product as uncharacterized. Bases 1 to 693 code for a protein of 230 amino acids. Lineage: Eukaryota; Viridiplantae; Streptophyta; Magnoliopsida; Rosales; Cannabaceae. The transcript has a single exon. The record is from RefSeq and is a predicted model, not a curated record.